AGGAGAGAACAAAUCAAUACUGGAAAAAACAACAGCUAUUUUCAAAGAAGAAUUAGGGUUUUCAACAGAAGGGGAGAAAUCGUCGAUCAAUCAUGCCGAAGAACAAAGGAAAGGGAGGUAAGAACAGGAAGAGAGGGAAGAAUGAAGCUGAUGAUGAAAAGAGAGAACUAAUUUUCAAAGAAGAUGGACAAGAAUAUGCUCAAGUACAACGUAUGUUAGGUAAUGGAAGAUGUGAAGCUGCGUGUAUUGAUGGAACUAAACGUCUUUGUCAUAUACGUGGAAAGAUGCAUAAAAAAGUUUGGAUUGCAGCUGGUGAUAUUGUUCUCGUUGGCCUUCGUGAUUAUCAGGAUGAUAAAGCUGAUGUUAUUCUGAAGUACAUGCCAGAUGAGGCAAGGCUGUUGAAGGCAUAUGGAGAGUUGCCGGAGAACAUUAGGCUCAAUGAGGGUGUUGUUAAUACAUUGGAUGAGGAGGACGAAGGAUCUAAUGAUGAUUAUAUUGAGUUUGAAGACGAGGACAUCGACAGAAUCUAGAGUUUUUGUUACUUAAAUCGCUUUUUUGCCUUACUAAUUCUUAUAGGAAUGUUUGAAGUAAAUUAUAUGAUCAGAGCUUUAUGCCAUUUAGGUUUCUGUAUGAAUAUUUAUGCUUCCAUAACGAGCUACUAUGUUUUA
Molecule: messenger RNA, 668 nt
Organism: Solanum dulcamara
Lineage: Eukaryota; Viridiplantae; Streptophyta; Magnoliopsida; Solanales; Solanaceae
Product: eukaryotic translation initiation factor 1A-like
Exons: 2
Coding region: 93-530 (145 amino acids)
Biological process (GO): translational initiation
Cellular component (GO): cytoplasm
Molecular function (GO): translation initiation factor activity; RNA binding
Source: RefSeq, a predicted model, not a curated record